This is a messenger RNA of Hirsutella rhossiliensis, 4056 nucleotides long. RefSeq names its product PIF1-like helicase domain-containing protein. Gene Ontology annotation, biological process: DNA repair; telomere maintenance. Bases 1 to 4056 code for a protein of 1351 amino acids. The transcript has 8 exons. Gene Ontology annotation, molecular function: DNA helicase activity. The record is from RefSeq and is a predicted model, not a curated record. NCBI's taxonomy places the organism in Eukaryota, Fungi, Ascomycota, Sordariomycetes, Hypocreales, Ophiocordycipitaceae.
AUGGACGAGAUCCAUGUCUCGUGGCAGGGCGCGGAGAAGCCAGCACCGAGCGAUUUGUCGGGUCUCUUGUCGGUGAGGCGUCAAGUCGUCGAGAGAGCGCUUGUCUGGUUGAAGAAGAACAAUCCCCAUUACGCCGACAUUGAGAUCGACAAGGCGGAAAUGGAUAGUUGGGGAACCCCGUCGCACGGCGUGCCGUCGAUGGUGUACGGACGCAUGGAGCGGAACGAACCGUCUGCGUGGGAGAAGACGCGAACGGCACAGGUUGUGCCGCCCGCAGAGCGGGCCAUGGACGACGAUGGUCCGGCAGAGAUCGAGGAAGUCCUUGCUCGGCUCCGCCAGGGACAAGACGUAUCGGACAAGCCGAGUCGAGAAUUUGAGGGGGGCGGAGCGGACGGGGCUAAUGAUGCCGUGCCCGAAGACGGGGCCAAAAUGAUCAACGAGAUAACCUCUUCCGGCAUGUUUGCGUUGGACGGACCGCCGGGCGUGUCGGAUGCGGAGAAGGUCCGCUUUGCUUGCAAUGCCGUGGGCGGCGACGGGGCCGAGGACGACCGGCCGGGCCUGAGGGCAUGGAUAAGGUCGGCGGGGCGGGUCGAGGGGACCUUUCCCACCCUAUUGCCGUUCGGAUUCGGAGACGAGACGGCCGCGCGAGAUCUCCUGUCGUCUCGGAACAUGAGCCUUCGGACGUGGGCCGGCAUCGUGCUGCGGCGCCAUGGUGGCCGAUUCGCGACGCAUGCCAUCUUCUCGUUUCUCGUUUUCAACAUGGACGUGCGGUCGAGGAAUCGUCGUGUCAGCAUGCUCAGCGUGACGCGGAAGAACUUCCCCGAGGUAGAGCGCAUCGUACAGUCGCUGACCGCAGAUAGGUUGGCGGCGGCCAGGCUGGAGUUGGAGAGCCUGGGCAAGACCACCGAUGAUGGCGUGAAGGAGCUCCUAAGAUGCCUUUCGCUAUACGGCUACCGGCAGCCCAUGUCGAGGGAACUCCGUCUGAGCAUGCGACGCAAGAUCCAGUCACUCAUCUUGUGUCGUGGCGUGCCUGCAAUAUGGUUCACGCUCAACCCGAACGACAUCACGAACCCGGUGAAGCUGAGACUGGCGGCGUACCGCACACGUGAUCCUGAAGCGGCCGAGGCAUUUCUGAGAAGCCUCGACAUGGCAUUCAAACGUGCGCGGCUGGCCAUCUCGGACCCGUUGAGCUCGGCCGAAUUCUUCCACCGAGAGAUGACGUUGUUCUUCGAAAAUUACGUCAGAGUGGGCGAGGAGUCGGUAUUCGGGCGCAUCAGCCACUAUUACGGCGCCGUUGAGACCAACGAGCGAGGGGCGCUUCAUGUUCACGGACUGCUCUGGCUGCAGGGAAACGCGCAUCUAAGCUCGAUGCUUGUCGAUAUCCACGGCGAGGAUCAAGCGGCAUACCGAGAACGCAUCGUCAGAUACGUCGACAGCGUCUUUUCCGAGGAUCUCGACCAGGAAGGUUUCUGCGCAAUCCAGGCAGAGCGAUCGGUGACGUUAGAUAUAUCGCAAUUGCUAGGCGAUGAACGGCAAUUCUCAGCCUCGUUCGACGAAGAAGCGAACUUCUGUGCCGGCGCGACGCAAAUCCAUACCCAUAGCCCGACCUGUGUCAAGUACUCGCUGGGAAAGGGGCGCAAGGGUGAUUUAUGCCGCUUCAAGGCGCCAUGGGGACUGGUCGACGAGACGGCCUUCACGGGAGACGGCGUGCUGCGGAUUCGGAGGUCGCACAGCAUGGUGAAUCGGUGGAACAAGGCGAUUGCCGUGGGGCUUCGCCACAACCAUGACAUAUCCUUCAUCGCCACACAGCGCAAGACCAUGGCCCUCGUCUUUUACGUCACCAACUAUGCGACCAAGGUAGAGGACCCCGUGUGGAAGCGCGUCGUCGCGGCCGCGGACCUCUUGCCUCCCAGAGCAGGCGACGAAAUGGCCGACGGCGCGGAGGUUCGUGGAGGCGAAGGUGCCGGGGACGAUGGCAGGCAAAAUAAGACACGAAAAUUCUUAAUGAAGGUGGCGAAUCGCGUGUUUACGGAGAGGCCGUUAUCUACCUGGGCGUUCCUGAACGUUUCGGUGCUCAGGCGACCGGGCAAGCAGGCCAUGGUCUGCCUCGACGGGUAUUUGAGCAAGGAUUUCGACGAAGACGACGAAGGAUCAUGCUACCGAAGAGCGGCUGUGCAGCAUCUUGCGCUGUUCGUGCCUUGGGAGCUCUUCUUAGGGGAAGAAAGCGGCGACAUCAACCGCAUAUGGGGGAGGGAACGAGCAGCUCUGGUCCCGAGGAUAUCAUGUUACGUCGAUAACGUGCAGUUGCUGCGACGGUCGGCCGAAGAUGCAAAGCGGGACGCCAAGCAGUGGGCAGCCUCAUCCGGUGACGGUGACUCCACGGCAGUCUAUCUAGACGAGGAUGGCACCGCGGAGGCGGGUGUCGAGCCCGGAUCGGUAUACCAGGCCGACAGUACCGGAAACACGACGCGUCUAAUCGACGUUGUCAGAAGCUCGAUCGGGGCGAACCAAAUCACGGCCGGCUCGCCAGAGCUCAUAGCGAUGAUGCAGGAGCUCAGCCGCUUCCAGCAACUGGCGUUUUCGUCGUCUUCCGAGUUCCAGGCCGCAAUACUAUCCGAACGGGGCCCGAGACGAAUCAACAUCCCGGGGCGGGCAUCCUCCGGAGCCACCAUACCGCCGCAGAGUCAGGUUAGGGCCAUAAAGUCGCAGCAAACCUGUGCGUCCAGGGAGAGGGAGAAGAUGAUCCGGGGAAUACAAAGCGUGCCCCCGGCAGAGGUGACUGAUCGUCGGGCGGCGGUGCGCAGCGUGCUCACGGGUUUCGGGGAUGACGAUAUCCUGAUGACGGCGGCGGACCUCGAGGAAACGGUAGAGGCCAGCGCGGGAAUGGAGAUCCGGCUCGGCGCCUCAACCUCCUUUAUCGAGGCGGGUAAGGCCCUGGUAGCGAGGUUCACGCUGAACAAGAAGCAGGCGAUUGCCUUCCUAAUCAUAUGCCGUCAGCUUGACCUCAUACGGCGCAGGGAGAAAGGCAACGGGUGUCAGCUAUGCCAAUUCGUCGGCGGAGAGGGCGGAACGGGCAAGUCGCGAGUCAUCGAGGCGCUCGUCGAACUCUUCGCGUCCAAGGAUCAAUCGAAUCGCCUGAUAAUAACGGCGACGUCAGGGACGGCAGCAGCACGGAUCAAUGGCAUCACGAUCCACUCCGCCUGCGGGUUCUCCAAAGAUCUCGCGGCAGUCGCAAAUAUGGCCAGGGAUCUCGACGGGUUGCGAAUGCCGAACCAGGCGGAGCGGUUCGUCCACGGGCAAUCCCGGAUGGACUGGCAGGAGAAGGACGUGCUUGUCGUCGACGAGGUUAGCAUGCUCGGUGCGCGGACGCUCCACGCGGUCAACGAGCAGCUCUGCCGGCUGCGCGGGUCGCACCAGGAUUUUGGAGGGAUCCCCAUUGUCCUCUUCUGCGGAGACUUCCACCAGUUCCGCCCGGUCCAAGAGCGGUCGAUCCUCCUCCCCAGCACGGCCGUCUCGUGGGACAUGGACAACUCUUUCAAGGCCGAGCAACGGCACCAGCACGACAAGGCGCACGCGCUGUGGAAGAGGUUCACGACCGUCGUCAUGCUCGACGAGCAAGUGCGCGCCGCUGGCGACCCAGAGCUGCAGAGGCUGUUAAAGCGAAUCCGACUGGGCGCGCAGGACCGCACGGAUCUGGACCUCCUCAACUCAAGAUGCUACCAGGAAGGUAGGCGGAUCCCGUGGGCAUCAGGCAUCACUGUGGUGACGCCGCUGAAUAGGAACCGGUGGAACCUCAACAUGGAGGCCAGCUUGGCGUUCCAGAUCCAGCACCGGUCGACGCUGCGCAUCUUCAUAUCCGGCCAUAAAUGGAAGGAGGGCUUGCCGACGGAGGAGGAGGCCAUCAUGAUGCUGAACCAGGGCGACGAUAGCGCAAUACCGGUGCCGGCCGUCUUCAUGUUCGUGCCGGGGAUGCCGGUCGUCGUGAACCACAACACCCAUCAGGGGCUAAAGCUGGUGAACGACAUGACGGUCCAUUUCGGGCCGCCGGCGGGAUAA